CUUGACAACAACUCCAAGGACAUCCACAUUCUUGUUUCUCUGGUGAAAGAGCUGGAACUGUGGCGGUUUCGUCUCUGUGAAUCACAAGUGAGUAAAAAUAUAAAGCGUCACGGUCGAUCAAGUUAUGAUUCAUCUCAUAAUGUCAUGUACUGUCUUGUUUCGUCAGCCGGUUAGCGUAAAGAUUUGUGACGCGAACCAUUCUGGCUGAUCACGUAAUCUUCAAUAUCAGAUAUCGACACCUGCUUGAAGUGGAAGUGUAGAGCUCGUCAACUCACCUUCCAGGAAGAACUCUCAAAUUGAUCAGUCUUAAUUGAGUUCCCUUUCAAUGGAUGUGUGAAGGGUUGAUAUAAGCGCGACACCACCAACUGGAUUAAAGGCCCUCUCAUCCCAAGCCCAUCAUGUCAACACCCAUCAACGGCGUCGGCGGUACCGACCUAGAAAUCAUCGAAAUCGUUCCCAACGGCGACAUAAUCCUCGACGUAACCUUUGAGACCUCCAAACCCGUCAUCCUCGCCGCCAAGAAAGCCUUUGCCGCCUUCUCCUCCCGACCAACUCCUCGGACCAGCAAGGCAACAAUACCCGGACAAGGACCCGCAAAGACGCCAGUCAGACCACCGAGACCACCGCCCAAGCCCAGAGAAAGAGUUGGUUUCCGUGUUCAUCUGUCUGUCCUGAAAGAGCAGUCGCCCUACUUUGCCCGUUUGCUCUCAGACACGCGUUUUGCCGAGGCCAAAGCUGUUGAAGCGGCUCUGGCUAAGCUUUCGCUGGAAAACAUUAGUCCUGGCGAGGCGGACUGGACGCAGCUCCCACGGGUGAGCAUUAGAGAAGAUGACGAGGCUACGCAGAGUGCGGAGAUGAGGUAUAUCUUUCAUGAUUUGCUGUAUAUACUACAUCAUGGGAGGGUACCGCCGCCGGCAGAUGAGACAUCGGCGGAACCUCCAGCAGAAGUAACACCACCAGAACCCACAGCAGCAGCACCGACACCAAAACCAGUAGUAUCCAAACCGGCAGCAACAACGAAAGAACAAAAACCAGGCCAAAAACUACCAACCAAGACACCAGCCAAAGGAACCCAAUCAAACGGCCUCAGAAAGCCUCUAGACAAAACAUCACAAAAGGGACAACCAAAGCCGACGCUACAAAAGCCAGAAACGCCAGACGAACCAGUCACCACCGAACUAGCACCAACAGCACCCCCCCUGACAAUCCCCUACCUAACCACCCUCUCCCUCCUCGCCGACCGUUUCUCCUGCACCCCCUCCCUCUCCCGUCUCCCUUCUUCUUCCCAGACCCCCUUAAAAUGGCCCGCGACACCCACCCGCCUCACCAAAGACCAAGACGGCCACGCCCUCACUUUUGCGGGUGAAGAACUCUUGCGCCAAAAAAUCUUGGUCUCCUGGCUUCUCGACCUCCCACUCAAGUUCCAAUCCGCCACCCGCGAAUUAAUCCUGUACGGAUCCCGCCGCUGGACCCUUUCCGCUUCCCCUGAAGAUUCCGAUUCCGAAUCCGACUACACCUCUUCUGAUCCUAACCCUGUCCCUAACUCUCACCCUGAGAAAUACACUGGAAAUAAAUACAAACACAAAUACAAAGCAAAAUGGUGGUCCCUCCCCGACCUCCUCGAAGACGAACUUUCCUACCGACGCACCUGCCUCCUUUCCGUCUUGGCAUCCAUCCCCCGCCACUUUUUACGGUUAUACAUCGUCCGCCCCCCACAGACCCGGUCCAUUGUUACCAGCAGUGCGGGAAUAGGAUCAAGCUUCACAUCCAACGCCGCCUCGGCCUUACAAGCCGCCGCACAAGGUCGUCAAUGCAAACUAGGUUACGAGAGCAGCGCCAGCUGCGAUUCUUACCAGUUAGGCGAGAUGAUUCGGUUUCUCUGCACCAAGGGACUUUUGGCCCUUGUCGACUUUAGUCCGUCGAGUUUCGAUCGGGCUAUUACCCAAUAUGAUGGCGGCGGGGAGAAUCCGCUUGCCAAAGUGGAUGGACAUAACCCGGGUAUGGGCGUGGUGUUUGGACCCCCUAAACAUUCCUCUGGCAUUAGAGGGGAGAAUAAUGACCUGGGCGGCAUCUCAACAAUGGAAAUCAACCAUUUCGUGGCGAUUUUACGACAGUGUCCGAGUUAUCAGAUUGAUCGACAUCAUACGAACUGCGGAUUAAGGACGAGGAUGUUGCCGGUUUUGGAUUACGUGCAGGCUAUGUUGAAUAGCGAGGUGGUGCUCGUCAAGAGGGCGGAUUGGGAGAAGAGGAGGGAGGAAGUUAGUUGGGUUAGUUUGGUGGAGAGACGGCAGGAGGAAGGGGAAGAUGGUGGCAGAGGAGAAAAAGGGAAAAAUAGGGUGUUUAGGUUCACUAGAACGCUGGCGGCGGAUCCGAGAAUGAGAUAUAAUAGCACGCUGGGGACGAGCAAGAUGGCCAUGGAACUGUUUCUGGCUGAUGAGUGGGAUUGGACGGCGGAGGAGUAUUGAGGACGUUAUGUUGUUGGUCCAAGUUGCAUCAGUUGGCGUUUAGAUGGCGGCAUAUUGCUUGAUCAAAAGCGGUCUUACAUAACCAGUGAAAUAGAUAAAGUAUAGAAGCGAGCAAGAUGCCAUCCGAAUGUUA
Molecule: messenger RNA, 2598 nt
Organism: Neurospora hispaniola
Lineage: Eukaryota; Fungi; Ascomycota; Sordariomycetes; Sordariales; Sordariaceae
Exons: 1
Coding region: 399-2465 (688 amino acids)
Source: RefSeq, a predicted model, not a curated record